Molecule: messenger RNA, 2447 nt
Organism: Argiope bruennichi
Lineage: Eukaryota; Metazoa; Arthropoda; Arachnida; Araneae; Araneidae
Product: acetoacetyl-CoA synthetase-like
Exons: 18
Coding region: 72-2156 (694 amino acids)
Biological process (GO): lipid metabolic process
Cellular component (GO): cytosol
Molecular function (GO): acetoacetate-CoA ligase activity
Source: RefSeq, a predicted model, not a curated record
AUUUCCAGCUGAGAAGCUCAUAUCCCUCAACAGAAUCAGUUUGGAACACAGUACUCUCUCCACUGCCCACAAUGCUCGGUAUAAGAAGCGUCCAGCCCUACACCAACACCAACCAUGCUUCUAAUAAGAACGUACCACCUAAAGCUAAAGGCAAGAAGGGGUUAGUGGACAUCAUCUCAGCCGGUACUCGUCAAAUAUGGAACAAGAAGGUUCCUGGCACCCAAAUGGAGAAACUACAGAACAUCAUCCAGGAUAAAUACGGCGUCAAAUUCGAAAAUUACUGGGAUUUCCAUGAGUGGUCCAUCAAAAACUAUUCUCAGUUUUGGGAAGAAAUUUGGAACUUUUAUGAAGUUGUCUGCUCGAAACCUUAUGAUCAGCCCUCCAGGCGAACAGGAGAUCGAGUCAUUGAUGUGGAAUGGUUCCCUGGCGCUAGGUUGAACUAUGCAGAGAACAUCCUUCGAUAUCGAGACGAUGGGGUAGCCCUCAUCUGUGUUGACGAGGAUGGAAACGAAGUGAACGUGACCUUCGCUCAGAUGUACGAGGAAGUGAGAAUGUACGCUGCUGCCUUCAAGAAGAUUGGCCUUCAAAAGGGGGACAGAGUGGCUUGUUACAUGUCUAACAGACGGGAGGCGAUUUAUGCAAUGUUGGCGGCAGCAAGCAUGGGAGCCAUAUUUGGUGGUCCGUUGCCAUUUUACGGUGCAAAGGCUGUGGCAGCUAUCAUGGACAUCAUGAAGCCGAAAUUCCUCAUCACAGUAGACAGAUUCCAAUUCAAUAAGGAUGAGAUUAACAUCUUGGAGAGACUCCCAGAGAUCGUAAAUGAUCAAAAAUGCAUUGAAAAAGUAAUCAUCAUUCCAACCAAAGAAAGCUCCAAAUUAAAGGACAUAAGCUCAGUAAACAACAGCUGCUUCCUCGACGAAUUUCUAGAAGGGGCCUAUAAUCCUGAUGGAAGUAUUCCUGAGCUUGUUUUCGAACAAUUUCCAUUCAACCAACCCGUUUUCAUUAAUUUCACAUCAGGCACAACGGGAUUGCCAAAGGGUCUCGUCCAUUCUGCUGGAACAUUUUUGCCUCUUCUCAGAGAUUUUGGUCUGCACUGCAAUCUUGAUCGAACCACUGUGACCCUAGCCAUGCAACCCGUCGGUUGGAAUUUGUGGAAUUUGUACGUCGGAAACCUGAUGCUUGGAUCCAGCCUUCUUCUGUACGAUGGUCUUCCCUGCUUCUUGUCCAAACACACUUUCUGGGACGUCAUGGACAAAUACAAGGUGACCUUCGCCUUCAUCGUUACCAGCAUCAUCGAUACCUUCGAAAAAGAGGACAUCGUGCCUGCUCCUGAUUGCAAGCUGGAGCAUCUGAAAUUGAUUUCCAUCGGCGCCAGUCCAGUUAAACUUCAAAACGUAGAUUUCAUCUUACAAAAGGUGAAGCCAGACGUUUUCGUUGGAUGCUUAUAUGGUGCUACCGAAGUCAUUGGAGUGUUUUCCGGAUUCGACUACAAUUCACCAGUCUACAGUUCAGAGAUUCAGUGUCCGGCAUUGGGAGUCGAUAUUCGAAUUUUCGAUGACGAAGGAAACAGCAUAGUUGGAAAAUCUGGCGAACUCGUGAUUGCAACACCCACGCCCUCCUUCCCCGUCAGCGUCUGGAAUGAUGAAGAUGGCUCCAAAAUGCAAGAUACUUAUCUCUCCAAAUUCCCUAAUGUCUGGGCACAAAGCGAUGAAGCUUGGAUUGACCCCAAAACCAGAGGCAUGAUCAUCAUUGGCAGAAGCGACAACACAAUCAAACAGCAUGGAGAAAGAUUUGUGUCAGAGGAAAUUUAUUGGGCUAUUCACGACGUUGAAGAGAUAGCUGACAGCAUCUGCGUGGCUCAAAGCAACGGCAGUGGAGAUGGUCGAGCCGUCCUCUUCGUCAAGAUGAAGAAUGGACACGUCCUUGACAAGGACAUGACCUUUAAGAUUGAAGAGAAGAUCCUCAAGGAACUCACUAUCUUCUACAUUCCAAAAGUCAUCUUGCAAGUCAAGGAUAUUCCGUACAAUCUGAACGGAAAACGAAUGGAAAGUGUUGUGAAAAAGAUCGUCAACACCAACGUCAUACCCGAAGUGAAUAACAUCAGGAAUCCAGAAUGCCUGCGACAGUACUGGAAUAUUCCACAACUUCAAGAUUUCUAAGCAGGUGUUCGGAAUCUCUAAGUCUAAAAAGUGGAUCUUCAGAGAUCUGAAAAGUACAACUGCAAAAGAGACUAUUCGUGAAAGGUCAUGUGAAGGUCAUGAUGGUUUACUUCGACAUGCUACGAAGAUGGUGUGCUAAAGACUGUUUAUCACUAAUUGUAUUUAUUUCGCACAUUAUUGUGUUUCUUUCAUCACUUUUACAGGGAAAGAAUACUAUUUUUAUAUAAAAUUGUACAUUUUUAGUGUGGUUAUGGUAUUCUGUAACUCUACCAUUGUAUGUGAAUAAAAAAA